Molecule: messenger RNA, 4476 nt
Organism: Phycodurus eques (leafy seadragon)
Lineage: Eukaryota; Metazoa; Chordata; Actinopteri; Syngnathiformes; Syngnathidae
Gene: tgfbr3
Product: transforming growth factor, beta receptor III
Exons: 17
Coding region: 328-2868 (846 amino acids)
Source: RefSeq, a predicted model, not a curated record
AAGUCAGCCAAAUCAUGUGCAAAAGUCCGUAGCCACUCACGACUCUUGAGCUUUCUUUCCCCCCACCGUUUUUCGUAUUUUUUUGGUGCUCUUUUCGCACCCCCGCUGAAGUCGCUCCGUUCCCGGCCGAGCAGGGACCGUCGUGCCCCGGGGAGGGGAAGCUGUGCUGACCGCCUUCGGAGCGCCCUUCCCGGACGUUUUACUUGUUUGACUGGAGCACUGACUUCCUGUGAACGGGCCUCUCCAAGAGGGUAAAGACGGAAAAAAGAGACUUUUGCGUCCACUUCCAAAUAUUGUCCGUAUAUUGGAGGCCGCCAGCUCGGAACAAUGGCCAGGAGAUGCGCCCUCGCCUUGUUGCUUCUUGCAGCGUGCGGCCUGGCAUCUGCAGGCCCGUUGUUUCGCAGCCCGUGCGAGUUGUUGCCGGUGGGCGCGGGCCACCCCGUGCAGGCCAUGAGCAAGAGUUUCACGGCCCUGUCGGGCUGCGCCAGCCGGGGCACGAGCGCCCUCCCCCAGGAAGUCCACGUGAUCAAUCUGCGAGGCGCCGCGCCCGCCCCGAGGCCCGGCAACGCCCCCGCAGAGGUGGAGCUGCACGUGAAACCCAUCCAGUCUCUGCUGCGCCACCAGAAACCUCUGGUCCUCAUCCUCAACUCCCCAGAGGCCCUCGUGUGGAAGGUGAAGACGGAGAGCCUCGCCCCGGGCGUCGGGCGCACCGUUCACGUACCGGAAGGGUCGGAGGUUCGCUUCCAGCCGGGAAACUUCUCGCUCUCCUGCCGGGUCCAAAAGGAGCUCCUGCUUCCCCACGGCAACGAGCACCUCCUCAGCUGGGCCCAGAAGAUGUACGGGGCCGUCACCUCCUUCUCCGAGCUCAGGAUGACUCAAGAUAUCUACAUCAAAGUCGGAGAAGAUCCUCUCUUCUCCGACACGUGCAAGAUCGACAACAGGUUCCUGUCGCUCAACUACCUCGGCGGCUACGUGGAGCGGCAGGCGUCCGCGGGCUGCGUGCUCUCCGCCGGCCACCACGAGCGGGAGGUGCACGUGGUGGAGCUGCAGGCGCCCAACUCCAGCAGUGCGUUCCAGGUGGAGGUGAUCGUGGAACUGCGACCGCUGGAGGACGACGGCCCACUCCAUCGUGACGUGGUCCUGCUGCUCAAAUGUGUCAAGUCGGUCAACUGGGUCAUCAAGGCCCACAAUGUGGUGGGCGAGCUCACUGUUGUGGCUUCCGACAGCGUCAGCGUAAGUUCGGGUACGGAGAGGCUGAUGCAAGUGUCCAAAUCCCCCAAGCGGCGCCUACCGUCCGGGCCGCAGGCGCUGAUCCAGUGGGCCGAGGAGCACCGCUACGGCCCGGUCACCACCUACACCAACACGCCCGUCGCCAACCACUUCAACGUCUGGCUCAAACAACGAGACGUGGUGGACCACGCGGAGAGCGUGCUGCCCCCGGAGCUGACCAUCCUGCGCGACCCCGGGCCGCCCCCCGGCGGACGGGGCCGGGGCUCCCCGCGCCGCUCGGGCCUGCCCUUCCCGUUCCCUCCGCCCGUGUCGCAGGGCCUGCCCUACCUGGCGCUGCCCUCCCUGCUGGACGAGCGUCCCUGGGAGAAGGCGGAGCCCGAGGAGCACCGGGCCGUCCUCAGCGUGGGGUUCGCCGUUCAGUGCCAGGACGCCAGGAUGGUGGUCAGCGUCAGCAAGGAGAGCCUCCAAGCCAAGGGCUUUGCGCACGCCAACCUGACGCUUCAAGACCCACAAUGCAAAGCGGCGGUCAACGCCACUCACUACACGCUGGAGACGCCCCCCACCGGGUGCCGAACCACCGUUUACCCCCUGCAGGGAACCUCCAACGCCCUCCACAUCAACACCGUUCUGAUAGGUCACGGCGAGUCCAAGGACGGGAGCGGCGGCCCCCUGGAGUACGAGGACCAGGAAUCUGGGGAGGUCCUCUUCCCCAGGGAGACUGUAAACCUCGAAAGGAUGCCACCCAGAGAUCAGAUGUCAAUCAUUAGAUUCAACUGCACGUACCGUCAGGAAAGCAGGAACAGCCCGGGCGCGCCGCCCGAGAGGGUCCCGGGCAGCGGUGCGGCUCGGCAUGUGGACAUGAGGUUCAGCGUGGACCUGUACGACGCGGCGCCCUCCGACCGGCCGUCCCGCCAGGCCUUCAACACCGUCUCGCAGAACCAGCCGGUUUUCGUGGAGAUCACGUCAACGUCAGCCGACGAGGAUGCGGGCUUCAACAUCCUGUCGUGUUUCAUUUCGCCCGACGCCAACCCCAACGUGGAAUCGUCCUACUCGCUCAUCGAGACGGUUUGCCCCACCGACAGCUCGCUGCGCUUCCGUCACCACGCGCAGACAGACAAGAAGAGCUUCGGCUUCACCUUCAACUCCCACUAUAACACGUCGCGGCUCUUCCUGCACUGCAAGAUGGCGCCGUGCGCCUACACCGAGCCUGGCCUUGCACCGUGCGUGGACGCCGGCUCGGCGUGCGACUCUCUGCGGAUCGACGACAUCGUGAGCAUGAUGAUGAACGCCGGGACCGGCAGCAAAGCUCUGAUCGUGCUGGACGGAGACACGGCAGAUACGUCGUCACAAGCGGGCUCGGACGACCCCACCAAUAACAACUCGGCGGCGCAGCUGCUGGACACGCCGACCGUGGUGGGAAUCGCCUUCGCCGCCUUCGCCAUCGGCGCUCUGCUGACAGGAGCGCUUUGGUUCAUCUACUCGCACACAGGAGGGACCGCUACGGCUACGGCGGCGGCGGCGGCGGGCGGGAUAACAAAAGAGGUCAACAAGUGUCCGCCUGCCUCGGAAAACAGCAGCCCCGGCAACAGCAUCGGCAGCACGCAGAGCACGCCCUGCUCCAGUAGCAGCACGGCGUAGCGGAGGGAACCAACCCGGGCAGGGUCCGAAAGACUAAAAGAACUCAGGGUGCUCUGACACCCGGGUUAGCGGGAGCACGUCCUGAACGUGCAAGUGCUUCUGGUUUUCCCCACGUUCACGCUACAUGUGCAAAAGAUUUGAAAAAGACAAACAAGAAGACUAGGAAUAAUUUGCCACCGACACCACGAAAUUCAGCCAACUGAAAGUCGGACAUGUUGCCAUGAAGUCGGACAUUUCAGGGCGCAUUGUAGGACUCGGACUUUGACCAUCUCCCACUCGCUAUUUCACUCAAAUAAAUCCCUGUCGGAACACGGUAUCUUCGAAAGGUUGGUGACGCUAAUUUGCGAUAUUGCCGUGUAAAAACGUGGCCGCCAGCUCGGACCCGAAAUUACCAUAACAGGACGCCCAAAAAAAGUCUCAAACACCCAUGCCCAAAAUUGAACAGGAAGUCAACCAUUUUGGUUUGACUGCAAAUUCCAGGGUCUCUUAGACAAUGUGGGUGUAGCAUGGCACCGGAUUUGAUGACCAUUUCGCGUAUUCGCCAUGAUAAAUGACGUUCUCGUAACAAAUGUGUACUUUAACAAUGUCUCACCAGAGAAUUGAUCCAAAUGAGCCCGAUUGGGAAUGAGUAGCCAAGACAGCUAUUGAUGCUAAAUUGCAAAGCUAGCCCAAUUUGAGAUGUUUUUAGCAAGCCGAUCCAGUAAAGCAGGACGUGAUACGAACACAAGAACCACUACUGGUCUUAAAAAUGGUUUUUAAUGUGGUAUGUAAAGAAAGCUAUUGGUUUUGAAUGUAAACAGAAGUUUAAAAUGCCAAACAAUGUGAAAGACAAAUGUGAAGACAUACUGAUUAACAAAUCAAGUUUUAAACAACCUUUUUUUUUUUUUUUUUUUCCAUUUUUCUCUUUUGCCAUAUUGUAAACAGGCGCCUUUGAUACAGUAGUAUAAAUGCUAAGCUAGCUACAUUUAUUUUAGUUUUUAUAUAUAUAUAUAUAUAUAUAUAUAUAUAUAUAUAUAUGACGAACUGGUUUUGUUUAUAGUUUUCUUAGGCUCCAAAAUGAUACAAAAAAGGUUAACACCAUUCAGAGGCAGAUCAUUCGCAUUUUUAGCAUUUUUUUUUCUCCUAGCCCAAGGUAAGCUAACAAUACCCCACCCAAAGUGUGAUACUGAUCUUGUUCUCGGAACGAAAGAAAAUGAGGCCAAAAUUUCAUCGUGUCCUUUUUCUGUCCAUUUUUCAAAAAUGUUUUCUUUUUCUUAAAAAUGAGACAAAAUGGUUGAUACCAUUCAGUGAGCUCAUUCGCGGUUUUAGCUUCCCCACCGUAAAAAAAAACAUAGAAUGUCACAAGUGUCCUUAUAGUGUUAUAUAGUUUAUUUUAUUUUCUCCUCUAAAACGGGGGAAAAGGGUUGAUACCACUCGAAGUCGGAUCAUGAGCAUUAUUAGCAUUCCCCCGUCAGAAAACUGGCUGUUUUUCCUAUACUAAGCUAACUUUCCCCACUUGACACUUUGUAGGGCGGUACCAAUCUUCUAUACUUGCUCUGGGGGGGGAAGCAAAUGAGAUUAAAAUGUCAAGUGACCUUUUUUUUAAAAAAAAAAUCUACAUUUUGUACU